CGGCGCUGUGGACCAUGUACGUAGACGGCCUCGCCGGGCGGCUCGUGAAGGACGAUAAUGGCGCAUCGUCAUGGGCACGAGCACCUGGUUCCUGGAGGCAUUGCAGCGGCUUGCACAGUACACAGCAGGGCCCGGGGAGAGGCCGCGGUGCGGCUGUGUCUGUCAAACGACUCGCGACGCCUAUUUCGGUAGAUGCUGGCCUCGGAACGCAUCUGCCCGCCGCUACCCAGGGCGUAAGGGCCAGAGCUGGGGCCAUGAAGGAGCAGCAGCUGAGAUACAAAUCGCUAUUGGGGUCGUGACGGAGAGCUCUUCACUGCAGUCUGCUCUGUCUCCCUCACGACGACUGAUGGCCGACGAGGUCUUCGACCCCUUCGAGGCAUUGGGCUUGCCACGCGAUGCCACGCCCGCCGACAUCAAGGCACGCUACCACCAUUUAGCCCGCAGGUACCACCCGAACCGACAUCAUCGUCCUACGCGAGCGCGAGACAGCCCGUCCGCCGACGCCUACGCCCUCCAGAAGACAUGGUCGCGAGAGGAUCGCGACAGCCUCUCCAUCGACUACUUCCACAACGUCCACCAAGCAUGGAAACUCCUCAGCAAGGCCGACAACCGCCGGCGGCGUGCCGAGCUGCUGAACCUGCUGGAUCUGCAGGACCAGAUGCUGGCCGCUUUCAUGGACCUCCUGGACGCCGAGCACCGCAGUGAGCACGGCGACGAGCAACAAAGGCACGAUGAGCACCACGAGCACUCCGAUCUGGAAGGCCAGAUAUCCAGCGAUGCCGACGAGGAUCUGCCCAACGUGGGUGUGCAACGAAGACAGACAUUUCGCAAUACACAUGUGGCACAUCUCGGUGACGCGGAAGCCCAGACUCCGACGAGCCCUACGAAGAAGCACAUUCGAAUCCUUUCGAAGCUCGCCAAAGGGCGGCAGGAUCAAAAGAAGAAAGAUGAGGACUACUUUGCACAACGGCGCAGGAAGAUGGAGAAGCUGCGUCGGAAAGAGCUCAGUGCAUUCCUCGAGUACAGGAAUGCCAUGGUCGCCAAAUUCGAAGCGGAAGAGGAGGCGGAGCGGCGGCAAGAGAUGUACGAACGGGCAAAAUGGAAGCGGGAAUACUUUGAGCGCGCACCUCGUGGUACAACGGAGCGCUUUCGAUCCUUCCAGCACUUCAUGGUUGCUGCUGCCGCAUUUGGCACUCCAGCUGCGCCUCGGCAGCGGAACCGCUCUGAUGGCAGCUACAGCACCAUGACACCGACCGCUGGUCCAGGAGAGAAUGGUUUCCUCUUUCCCGAAAGCGGUCUUUCCCGCCAGCGGACUACGCAUCGGCGUGGCUGGAGUAGUGAUAUCAGUGGGGAUCAGUCUGACAGCACGGAUCAUGAAGAUCUCGAAACGAGCAACUGGCGGAAGUUGACUGGGUUCUCUGCACUGCGGCGACAUUCGAGGCGCUCCAGUGAGAAUCUGCGACUUGAAGCCUUCCGAUCGCCUCACCGGGCACCACCGGCGAGUCCACCUCCCAUAAUCGAGCCUAAAUCGCCGACUGAAUCCCAAGGACUCAAGAUCAUAGUGAGGCAACCCACGGGUCUCAACACCAUCAGAGAGGCGCAAGACUCGAGUGGCGAUACUCUGUCUGGCUCUUCGCGAUCCCCAUCACCUAAUCCGAAUGGCGGAGAUGCGAAUCGUUUCAUGUGGCUUCCGUCACUGGGACCAGCAGAAUACUUCGGCAUGCAUCGUGACAGUCGCGCGCGAUCCACCAGUCCUCUCGGAGACCGUCGCGCGUUGGCAAACACCACUCACGAGGAGAAAGAUGUCCCAAAAGCCACCAGUGAAGGUCUUCAUUUCACAACGAAACCUAUUGGCGAACCGCAUCAUCUUCACAUCCCGUUCAGCAAUGUCUACGAGCUCAAUCGUGACGAGAAGGAAUGGAUGUUAGGAAUCGAGCCCGACAAUCAGAAUAAUCCAGAUGCCUUGCUGGAUCGACUGCAACAGUUGGACCCAAACGUGGCCUCAAAGUUCAUGGUCAAGCCAGACAUCAAGCAGCUGUUUAGGUUUCGCCUGAUUUACAAUCACCGGCACCUCGCGACGAAAGAGAAGCAGUCUUUUAUUGCACUGAGCUACCGGCGCAAACUGCAUGUAAGCAAGAACGGUGGUCACUUCACGCUCCCUUUGGAACCAGAAAUCUUCCAAGCCGUCUUCGAAGAGCGACAAUCGGACGAUGAGGGCCUUUGGAUCGAUCAGAUAUGCAUCGACCAGGAGAGCCGCGAAGAGACCAUAGUCUCCAUGUCGGCCAUGGAUAUGGUAUACAGAAGCGCCCGGGUUGUCGUAGUUGUCUUGGAUGACAUUGAAAUGGAUGCACAUGAAGGAGAGCUGCUGCUCAACCACAUGAGCGAAUACAACAGCAUGACUCAUGUUCCGCCUGGACAACGCUUCCGACGCAAGCAGCCGCCUUAUCUUGAAAGCCAUGAGAACUUGUUCAGAGUGAUCCGAAAGAUGCUGCGUUCGUCAUGGUUCAAAAGAGCGUGGUGUCGACACGAGAUGCGUUUGGCGAAGCACCACAUCUUUCUUAUUCCCUGCAAGCGACCUGGCAGCUGGUCGGGAAGGGCUGUCCUUCGCUUCAAUGGCAAGUGCAUCUCACACUUGCUUGAUCUAAGCACCGAGGUUCCCUUCGAGCAGGACGUGGAAUCCGUCAAGCCUGCGCUCCACGCCUUCUUCCGGGACCGAAGCAAGAUGGCGCCAGACGAACGGAAAAUGAAGCUACAUCAUGGCAACUUCUCGACUGUCGUUGCUGAGGUCUUCGCCAUGGAAGCUGGGGGUGAUCCGCGCAUACCUGCUGAGCAAAGAGAGGCCGACGCCAGGAAGGACAAAAUCGCCAUCAUUCUGAACACGAUGGAGUGCGGAUUGAGCAUUUCGGAGCGCCUCCGGAAUCCUAAGGUUCAUCUGUCGCAGAACGAGUGCUAUCACGACCUGAUGCUGCUCAGUCUCGCGGCGCAGGAUCCAGGAGCAUUGUGCUCGGUGGGCGCUCCUCUUCCGAUCACGGAUCGUCUGCACAGCUGGAUCUACACGCCCACGGUCUCAGACAGUGGGUUGAACAACACCAAGACUUUACAGCGCUUGCCAGAUAGAGCAAACAUUGCAGUCAGCGCGGAUGACAUGGAACAGUUCAUUCAGCUCGACCUCAAAUUCUUGAAAAGUGGACGAAGAGAACAGCAUCCUCUGGACCCUGAUGAUCUCGCACUGGCCCGCCGCUUCAUCGCAGUGUGCAAUGAGAAGAAGUUGGGAAGGAACAGGAAGAGAUAUCUGAUACAUGAUCGCAAAGCCAACCUACUAUUCGGCUCCAUGGAAGAAGUCUACACAGAGACUCUGGCCUGCGUUCUCACGUGCGGUCCAGACUGGAUGAGUGACGUUUGCCAACGUUACAGCAUGAGCAGAUGGCGCGUGGAUCUCAAAGGCGCUGUCGAGUUACUGGUCGCUCUUCGAAACACUUGUGGCCAAUGGCCAUCACAUGCUUGGAACGAGCGUGCCACAGCAUUCAUUAUGGACUUCGUGAACUUCCUCAUCAUUCGAGGUUUGCCUUCAAGACAGAUCCUACGACCUGAGAAAUGGCGACCAGUAUGGGUGCCCACUGCACCUGGCGGCAAGGUCGUAACCUUUGUACCAGACGGCAAUAGACACAUCCGUCCUGCUGUGCCCACAAUCUUGGUCAAUCCGGACUACGUCCACUUGGCUCGCUUGUGGAUCUUGGAACCACGACCACGACCCACGGAGGACAAGGACCUUAAUCUAAUCCCCAACCACGAAGAGUGGACUUUGCUGGGAAAAUCUGUGCUAUUUAGCGACGAUCUCUCCAUCGAUCAAUUGACUUCAUCUGAUGGCUUUUUGAAGGAGAGCCAAAAGGUCUUUGGACGUAGACGUCCUGCACAACAAUCCCUCAAACCCAAUGGCGUUCACCGGGAGAGGAAAUUGUGAGCGACCUAUCUGGAAGUCGAUUUAUACCCCUGUACGAACAACCAAAUUGUCAGCAUCUUUUAGCUUGAUUUUGUGAUAGCGAUUUAGCGAUGGGCGUUUCAUGCAUGGAGCAUGUAGAUGGGCGUAAUUUGAGGGGCUUUUUGUGUAGUGGAAAUACACACCAUAUGGCACAGUGCCUCGUUCUUGUAUCUUGAAUUCGGUAUGAGAUUG
Messenger RNA from Cercospora beticola, 4171 nucleotides. RefSeq lists its product as uncharacterized. NCBI's taxonomy places the organism in Eukaryota, Fungi, Ascomycota, Dothideomycetes, Mycosphaerellales, Mycosphaerellaceae. The record is from RefSeq and is a predicted model, not a curated record.